Macrosteles quadrilineatus (aster leafhopper) is the source of this 661-nucleotide messenger RNA. It is a transcript of the gene mRpL27, whose product is annotated as 50S ribosomal protein L27. NCBI's taxonomy places the organism in Eukaryota, Metazoa, Arthropoda, Insecta, Hemiptera, Cicadellidae. Gene Ontology annotation, cellular component: ribosome; mitochondrial large ribosomal subunit. The record is from RefSeq and is a predicted model, not a curated record. The transcript is spliced from 3 exons. Gene Ontology annotation, molecular function: structural constituent of ribosome. The coding region runs from base 158 to 601 and encodes 147 amino acids. Gene Ontology annotation, biological process: translation.
UAUUGUUGUGUUGUGUUGUGUACAUUCAUGCCCUAAAUCAAAUUUUACUAAAAGAACUUUCUUGUCGUCACUGACCAUUUACGAUUUUUAAAAUACUAUUAAACAUUGGUCUCCAUCCAUUUUGUAAUUUGUGAAUUAGGAACAGCAGACCACAACGAUGUCAUUAAAUAUAAUGCAAAAGUUUACACAGCAGAAACUAUCGAACUUCUUAUCAGCAAAUAUUUUUUCUAAAGAUACAAUACGAGGAGCAUCAAAAAAAUCUGGAUCAAGUACAAAAAAUAGGGGAAAUGCAAAUUGGAAACGUAAAGGUAUACUAGUCAAUGAUGGUCGCUUUGUUCAAAAGGGAACUUUACUUGUUAUUCAAAACUACUUUAUGUUCCACCCAGGAUUAAAUGUUGGUAUGGGAAGGAAUGGAACGUUGUAUGCACUUAGACCAGGUGUGGUCAGGGUGUCAUGUGAACGCCCUGAUUUAAAUAUGAAUCGUCGAUGGGUCCAGAAAGAAUACGGGGGAAGACCAGAUCUUACAAAUUUGAUGAAAAAAUACUUUAAUGUAAUCACAGAAGAACAGCACAAUCGGUUCAAGUUAAUAGACCGGGUAUAAUCUGGGAUCUUUAGAAUAAGUAGAUUUUUGAUAGUCAAUAAAGUUGUUAUUAAAACAAAA